Molecule: messenger RNA, 765 nt
Organism: Sardina pilchardus (European sardine)
Lineage: Eukaryota; Metazoa; Chordata; Actinopteri; Clupeiformes; Clupeidae
Gene: atp5f1d
Product: ATP synthase F1 subunit delta
Exons: 5
Coding region: 122-604 (160 amino acids)
Biological process (GO): proton motive force-driven ATP synthesis
Molecular function (GO): proton-transporting ATP synthase activity, rotational mechanism
Source: RefSeq, a predicted model, not a curated record
CCGUACAGUGCCCUUGUAUGAAGCGCAGACGCUGACUGGGAUCACGCUUGCAUUUGGGGAGAACCUUGGCCUCUCUCUCGGUUGAGUUUAUAUCAGAACUACCUAAAAUUUAGGUGAAAUCAUGGCAGCAAGGUUUUUGUUCCGUCGUGCAGUCCCUGCUUUGAGACAAGUACGUUGCUAUGCUGAUGCACCCGGCGGUGCACCGCAGAUGUCCUUCACAUUUGCCUCGCCGAACCAGGUAUUCUUCCAAAAUGCCAGCGUGAAGCAGGUCGAUGUACCAACACUGACAGGCGCUUUCGGCAUCCUUCCAGCUCAUGUUCCAACCCUGCAGGUUCUGAGGCCUGGAGUUGUCACCGUCUACAAUGAUGACGGUUCAGCCGCAAAGUACUUCGUGAGCAGUGGCUCGAUCACAGUGAAUGCAGACUCCUCUGUGCAGCUCCUUGCAGAAGAGGCUGUGACUCUGGACAGUCUCGAUCUCCCCGCCGCUAAAGCUAACUUGGAGAAGGCCCAGGCUGACCUCGUCGGUGUCUCAGGCGAGGCUGCCCGCGCAGAGAUCCAGAUCGCCGUAGAGGCCAAUGAGGCCAUUGUCAAGGCCCUGGAGUGAAGCACUUACUCAGCCUGUGGAUGUAUUGAUGUUAAGAUUAAAAAGAAAACCACCUGCUCCUCACUUGUUUUCCCAAGUCCUGUCCAGUCCGUAACGACAAGCCACCAGGCCUGUUAUGUACAGUCAAUGAAUUUACCAAUAAAUUUAUUUGGAAAUAUUCA